Messenger RNA from Pelagomonas calceolata, 1238 nucleotides. The record is from the annotation of a GenBank genome assembly. NCBI's taxonomy places the organism in Eukaryota, Pelagophyceae, Pelagomonadales, Pelagomonadaceae.
CCUCUGCCAGAGCUCUUGGUGGCUAAACACAGCCGUAGACGGUUAUAGCUCGGAUCCUGCGGCGUGUGCAGGACGGCUGCGUCGCGCGAACGCCGCGACGACGAGUGCAAUCGCUUGCGGCGCGUGCUGUCUCACUGUGAGAGAGCCAGUGCCAAACACACGCUCUGCACGGCGCGCGUCGGCACUCGUGCCGCACCAGCGCUGCUACUCGUUUGCACCGUCCAGCACUUGUCCGCCACGAGCGCUGACGCUGCCGCUGCCGACGCGCGAAGUGUUCGCGGCGAGCAAUGUCGAUGGACGACACGUUCUCCGAGAGAGCGCCGACGGUCGGCCCGCAGAUCCGCACAUUAAGACUCGUGGAACACGUGAAACCGGAGCAGGAGCAGGCCUACCUGGAGUGGAGCCGCGAGUUCUCCGACGCGCACGCGAACUUCAUCGCGGCGCGGGACCCGGAGAGCUGGUCGAGCGUCGUGAUGAUUAGGGACCGCGCGUUUGGAAGGAAUGAUGUACGCUAUAUCAAGGUCUUCCGCUUCCCCGACGACGCCAUCUUCGAGGCCUGGACGGCGUCGGACGAACGGCGCGAGAUGAUCCGGAAGGGGCUAGCUUUGAACUUCGCGGUGGACGAGAACGCCCUCGAGCGUAUGUGCGCGGCGUCGUUUUUGGUCAACUUUACGCCAUCGACGCGGUCGCGUCGAUGGCGUGGAGGUCGCACUUGUACGCCAUCGACGCGACGGCGUGGAUGAUUCGGCGCCAACGCAGGGGAGUUCCGGAGGCGGAGCGCCGAGGAGCAGUUUCCGUGUGUGUCCGGCGUCCUUGACACUUGCGAGCCGCGCGGCGAUGGCGUCGUCACUCACCGCCCGAGUCCCGCGCAGGAUCUUCGACAUGUUCACGGAGGACCCGAGUAAGGGCUGCUCCCGCGACCGCGUCGCGUCGGCGUGUUUGAUCGGGCUGCAGGUGUAUUCGUUGGUGACACUUUACACGUACUUGCUCGGAUUUAUCCCCGGCUUUGCGUCAUUACAUAUGCAGCUCCAGCUCCUCGUGUCGACGCCGCUUGUCGUGGCUUCUAUAGACGUCGUGACGAACCAAUUUGUGGUCAAGGCGGCACGGGCGGUCGGAAUCCUGCCGAGACCGCCAACGAAGUGGGGUGGAGCGCCUGUUGUAGUGCCUCCGCCAUCGCCUCACGCGACCGAAUCAGUGUGAACCCCUUGUUUGAUAAGUGUAAGUAACUUUACCCGGUC